AUGACAAAUAAAAAAUCAUUGACUUUUGUUCAACAACCAUUUCAAGCAACUGUUGAUGAUUCCGAAACACUUGUAGUUGUUUUAAAUGAAUUAAUUCAUCAACUGGAUAUGAAGUUAAGUUUUACAAGUUCAAAUUUUAAUUAUGAUGACAGUGAUUAUCGUACAGCUUGUGGCAUUGCCGAUUUAGGUAGUUUCCAUUCGAUUCUUACUUCUGCUGAUGAUAUUAAAACAGCAAAAUUUAAUUUUCAUUUGAAAUUAAUUUAUAGUGAAAUUGUUCGAACAGGUGAAACACUGAAAGAUUUUAUACUGAAUUUUUUGUAUUCUAUUGCAUCUACUAUUAGAACUAAAACAGAAUUUAUACGUGUAUUUUCUGUUGAAGAACAUCAAUCUAAUCAAAUAAGUGUUAAAUUUGGCAUUACAGCAAAGAAAGAAAAUGAAACAAAAGUUUUGGCUGAAAGUUUAAAGUCAAAAUCACAAAAUUUAUCUGAUAAAAAUAAUAUUUUAAAAUAUGUUAUACCAGAAUCGUAUACGUACGCCCUUGAGCCAGCUUUAAUUGCUUUACAGUUACAAAAAUCAGAUUUUGAACCUAAGUACAAUAUAGAUUAUAAAAACUUCUCAACGCAAAUUGAUCAACGUGGUCGUCGUGAUUACUAUUUUCCCAUUGGUUGGUAUCGACACGCAUUAAAAGUAGAAGAUAAGUAUUCAAAUGAUAAAUUAUGGUUGAGAAUGAAAAAUAUCGACGGUGAAUGGAAUGUGGCUUAUCAUGGUACAAAAUCAAUGGACGUAAAAAGUAUUAUACGGCAAGGUCUAUCACAAGAUAAGGUUACUCGUGACGUUUUUAGACAGGAUGCCGUUCGAGAAGUCGGAUUUAGUGCGAAUGUUGAAGGUAUUUAUCUUGCCACUCAUUGUGAAGGCGGUGUUUCUCCACAAUACACAGACCCUUUUGAAGUGAAAAAUAAUAAUGGUGACAAUAUCAAAUAUAGAGUUGUCCUUCAAUGUCGAGUACAACCGAAUAAAUAUACGGAACAUAAUGGGGCCACAACGACUGGCUCUGCAUUAAGAGUUUUGACGAAAAAGCCAUUAGACCUUAUGGAAUACUGUUGA
This is a messenger RNA of Didymodactylos carnosus, 1104 nucleotides long. The record is from the annotation of a GenBank genome assembly. Lineage: Eukaryota; Metazoa; Rotifera; Eurotatoria; Philodinida; Philodinidae.